Molecule: messenger RNA, 854 nt
Organism: Protopterus annectens (West African lungfish)
Lineage: Eukaryota; Metazoa; Chordata; Ceratodontiformes; Protopteridae
Product: protein FAM98B-like
Exons: 6
Coding region: 147-854 (235 amino acids)
Cellular component (GO): tRNA-splicing ligase complex
Source: RefSeq, a predicted model, not a curated record
GUUACACCUUUUCAAGCAUUGGUCUCACAUGGUAUCCUGGGAAAUUACGGGGAUAUUUCUAUGUUUUCAAAGGGUUUAUACAUAGGGGAUGAUUUUCUGCGUCGUUCAAUUUUUAUUGUAGUAGUUGUUUAUAUGUAACGUACAAUAUGGUACUGGAGAGCGAUAUUUUGGACACCCUAGAGGCACUGGGAUACAAGGGCCCUCUACUGGAGGAAGAAGCUUUGCUGAAAGCAGCAGAAAGUGGAGCAUCAUCUACAGCCUUCACUGAACUUUGUGUGUGGCUAGCUGCACAGCUCAAACAACUGGGCAAGCUGGAAGAGGGCAUUGUUUCAACAGCUGGUGCUGAUGAUGUGGAAGGCUUUCAGUUGGAAGUUAGUGGCUUUCUGAAGGAGCUGGCCUGCCCAUAUUCAUCACUUAUUUCAGGAGAAGUUAAAGAGAGACUGAAGACAAAGGAAGAUUGUUUGAAACUACUAUUAUUUUUAAGUACAGAGCUUCAAGCCAUGCAAAUUGUACAGAGCAAACCAUCUCCACCUGUGUCCAAUGAAAUGCACCAAGAAAUUGAAGCAAUGUGUAAGACACUGGACCUGCCUAAACCUUCUGCAUCCACUAUUUCUCAGUCAUUCAGCAGUAUUGAAAGCAAGAUAAAGGAACUGCAGUCAAAAAUUCCUAAGGGGUACCUUGGAAAUCCAUUGUUAAAGUCUACCCUGACUUCAGAACAGUGGGAAAAGUUGAAAAAUAUUAAUGCAGCUCUGUGCCGCGAAUAUGACUGUCGGCAAAGAAUGUUACUGAAAAGAUUGGAUGUCACGGUGCAGUCAUUUGACUGGUCUGAGAGGGCAAAGGUAAGGACACUGUAG